AUGGAUUCCCUAGACUGGGAUGACACUCCCUGGCCGUGUGCAGAGACCACCGUGUGCGAGCUCCUCACGGACAGUCAAGGGACGCUCCAGCCGCUGGAUGAAGAGGCCUGGAGCUUCAGCCGCCUCCGCGCGACCGCCCAACGUCUGGCGAGGCGCCUCCGCCUCCCCGUCGCGGGGGAGCGGCGCUGCGUGGCGCUGGGCUACGACGAGGGCCUGGCGCUGGUCCUGGCGCAGCUGGCGGUGGUGGAGGCUGGGCUACACUUCUUGCCCCUGGAUUUGCGACAGCCUGUAGAGCGCUUGGAGGCAAUGCUGGAGAUGGCAGGCGCCAUUCUGCUCCUGGCGCCAAAGGGUGUGCCUGAGCUGCGGGUGAGGCAAAUGCAGUUGGAGGAGGUAGAGCUGUUGGAGGAGGCGGAGGUGCAGCCGCCGCGCCCUGAGGAUUUGUGCUACGUGCAAUUCACCUCCGGAAGCACUGGGCGGCCGAAGGGCGUGCUCUGCGAGCACCGGCACUGCGCCUGGUACGCUGCCGCCAAAGCCGCGGCCGAGGGCAUCGAUGGGUCCAGCCGUUUGCUGCUCACCGCUGCCUUCACCUUUGAUCCCUGCCAGGGCGACAUUUUUUGCGCCCUGGCGGCUGGGGCGACGCUGGUGGUCGCACCACGGCUGCGCCUCUUGCACGACUUCCGGGAGGUGCUUGAGCAGUCCGAAGCAACGCACGUUUGUGCGACCCCAGCGCUUUGGCAGCUUUUGGACGCUGAGCCGGAGCAGUUUCCUCGGCUCAGGUGUCUCUCUCUGGGGGGGGAGAAGAUGCCGCCGAAGUUGGUGGAGCGCUGGGCCCCGAAUGUGGAGCUGAGGAACGUCUACGGGGUCACUGAGGCCACCGUCUACCAGACAGUCAUGCCGAUGUUGGCAUCCACCCCGCCCCACACCGCUGGCCGACCCCUGCCCGGUGUACGCGUAUGCCUGCGACCCUGGCCCGGGGAAGACGCAGCGGAGGUGGUCCUCGGCGGUCCGGGGGUGGCUCGGGGCUACUUGGGCGCCGGGCCGUUCGGCGGGCGCUUUGCCACCGGGGACUGCGGGCGCUGGGCGCGGGCGGGAGAAGUGCGAGUGCUAGAGGUGCUGGGUCGGCGAGACCUGCAGGUGAAGCUGAACGGGGAGCGGAUCGAGCUGGGUGAGGUCGAGCAGUUGCUAGGCACGUGUCCUUUGGUGGCGCAGUGCGUUGCUGUGCCAUGGGGCGGCGCUCUGCUGGCUCAUGUGGUGCUGGAUGGCGAGGAGAUGGACGGCCUGGUGGCUUUGGCGCUCGCUGCCCAUUGCGACCGGCACCUGCCCCGGAUCAUGCGACCUCGGCUCUUCGUGGCCGCAGAUGCCCUGCCACUCACUGCCAACGGCAAGGUGAAUCGCGCUGCUUUGCCCACAGUCCCCCCGCCAGGACCGUCAGCGCGAGCCUCCCAUGAGCCCCUGACCGAGCUGGAAGAAGCAGUGGCGAUCGCCUGGGCCUCGGAGCUGUCGCUCCCGGAUGGCCUGGGGGCGGACUCUGAUUUCUACAGCCUGGGAGGCGGAAGUGUCCAGGCAGUGCGGGUCACUCGGGUGCUGCGAGCGGUUCUUCAUGGAGGCGGAGGCGGCAAGCCGAGGUGGGCAGAGGGUGCUAGUGAUUGGCGGGACCCAGCGGGGGAUGCUGCGCUGUUCCUUCCUCCAGAGCGAGCCGGAGACGCCGAGUGCCACUUCGGGCUUUGCGAUGGCGGCCCCUUUGCACCUUGUGCGCUUCUGGAGCGGCCCGUGCUUCGGCACUACGCACAGUUCCUCGUAGGCUGCGGCGUGCGCGUUGCAGAGACUGCGGAGACUGCAAAGGCGACCCGGGAGAACGCAGAGCACGCGGGCGCACCCGAGAUAGAGCUGUCGCCGUUGCCACGCGCCCUGGAGACUGCGAUCCGUGCAGGGCGGGAGACGCUAGCCCGGGCUCUGCUGUGGGCAGGCUGCAGCCUGUCUCAGUCUGGGCCGGGACCCUUGCACUGGGCAGCGUCCCGAUGCAGCGACAGCCUGGUGCGGUUGCUGGUGAGGCAUCGUGCCAAUGUGCUGCAUUGCACGGAUGCUGGGGCGGUGGCGGCCCAUGGGGCCGCCGCCGCGGGCAACGCGAAGGCGCUGGCGGCCCUGCUGGAGCUGGGUACCCCGCCGCGGGUCCGGGACCGGGGGAGGCAGUCGCUGCUGCACUAUGCGGCGCGGUCCGGGGAGGUGGCUGCCGUGCAGCUUGCUGCGGAAGCGAAGGCCGAGGUGAACUGCCGGGACCGACAGCUGCGGACAGCCCUUCACUGGGCAGCGCUGCAUGGCGAUGUCGACAUUUGCCGAGCGCUGCUGCAUCAUCGCGCAGACCCGUCGCCGCCAAAGGUGCCCGCGUCGCUGCAUCGGCGCCGCACACGGCUGGAGCAGGUGUCUUUCUGGGACGUUAUCAUUGAGUCUUUGGAGAUUGUGGACUCCCAGGCGCUGCAACUCUUCGAGCAAGUCCUGGAUGCCCAGACAUGCGAAAGGGCGCAGCUUCAGUCUCGGGAGGCUGCGGAUGUCGCGAUAGUUGCGUCAGCCAUGAAGAAUCUCGGCCGCGAGUUGCAGAGCUUGGAGAACCUGCAGCCGCUGGUGAUGACCAAAGCCCUGAAGCAGGUGGAGGUGGACUUCUACGACACCCUGCUGCAGCAGCGCGAGUUGCAGCAGCGGCAGGAGGCUUCCAAGUGCCACGGGUGUGCGCUGAAGCACCGGCACUACGAGCAGCUGCAGGAGCAGCGGGCCGUGGCCACGGACAUCGAGGACCUGAGCCGGGAGCUGGGCUCCGAGUCUCUGGGACUCUUGCCGCAGCUGCGGGCCAAAGAGCAGGUGUUGAACGAUUUGGGAUGCCUGGAUGAAGAGGGCCUCAUCUCCUUGAAAGGACGUGCUGCCACGGAGGUGCUCUCCGGCGACGAGGUGACCAUCAUCGAGGUGGUGUUUCACAACGUGUUGGACGGAUGUUCUGCGGCCGAAGUGGCUGCUGCGGUGUCCGCCUUUGUUUUUCCGGACAAGGUCGAUGAACAGGAGGACUUGGAGGAGUUGCCUGCGAACCUCUCGCGCGUGCGAGCGGGCAUCUUGCAGCAGCACCGCCGGGUGGAGUUGCUCCUGCGCGACCGUCGCGUGGAGAUGGAUGCGGAGGAGUUGCAACGAUGCUGCAACGUUGCGCUCAUGGGCAUUGCCUACCGCUGGGCCUCCGGUGAGUCCCUGUCAGAGAUCAUGAAGGACUCGCAGUUCCAGGAAGGCGCCAUCGUCAGAGCCAUCGUUCGCGCGGAGGAGCUCCUCCGGAAGCUGCAGGAUGUGGCCAAACUGUUGGGCAACCGUGGCCUCCACGACGUCUUUUCAGAGGCCGCUGACUUGAUUCAUCGUGACAUAGCCUUUGUGCCGUCAUUGUACAUCAAGCGAACCUGA
Molecule: messenger RNA, 3432 nt
Organism: Effrenium voratum
Lineage: Eukaryota; Dinophyceae; Suessiales; Symbiodiniaceae
Source: the annotation of a GenBank genome assembly